This is a messenger RNA of Wasmannia auropunctata (little fire ant), 3458 nucleotides long. RefSeq names its product WD repeat-containing protein on Y chromosome-like (gene WDY). The transcript has 19 exons. Lineage: Eukaryota; Metazoa; Arthropoda; Insecta; Hymenoptera; Formicidae. Bases 176 to 3262 code for a protein of 1028 amino acids. The record is from RefSeq and is a predicted model, not a curated record. Gene Ontology annotation, molecular function: calcium ion binding; protein binding.
UUGGUAUUUGUUCUUAAUCGCGCGAAAUGAUACAUAUUCGACAUAUAUAGCCUUUGAUAUUCCUUAUUUUUAACGCAAACGUGAAUGGAUAAAUUAUCGAAUGUAAUCCUAAUAUGAUUUUGAUCUAUUAAAUUAUUACAAUUAUCUUUUCUUUUAUUAGAAAAUUAUAAUUACUAUGACAUUUGUUGGUAAAAAUCACUCGAGCAUACGAGAUGCAUUCGAACGAUUUUUCGAGACGAAAAAUAUAGAAGAGCAAUGCACCGAGCAGUCCUUGACAAGUUUACACAAUGUUUUCUUAUCAGCAGAGAACGGGAUAAUGAACUCUUCUCAACUGUACGAUGCUUUCCAAGACAUCCUCAAGAUAAAAAUGACGCAGGAGGAGUUCAAAGUAUUUUUCAACAAAAUGGACACGCGACUUGAUAACAUGGUAACGUGGGACGAAUUCAUUUCUUACUUGCUGAUAGAAUUUCGGGAUAUAGACAUUAGUUUGAGAUCGCAAAUGCUGGAAAUGCCAUUAACGGAUUUACCAAAAUUGUUAAGGACGCGUCAUCGCACCCCUGUGUGCAGAAUUACGUUUUGUCCCGAAGUUUUGCCGGACAGAAGCACGAGUUUCCGUCAAGGUUGUUAUUUGACUGUUAGCCGAGAGGGAGUGAUUAAUUACUGGUCGUUGGAUCUCGAGUACGAGCGUAGUGUGCAAUCCAAGAAUCCGUAUUUAAAGGUGCGAUCUACAGUUAUAACUGAUAUGAUCGUGCUACCGGAUGUUCAGAUAGUGUGCACGAGUUCAACGGAAUGUGAUUUGAGAUUUUACGACGUCUCGGCAAAAAAGUUUGAUCUUCGCAUACUGAUAUCCAGUUUGGAAAAUGCAAUCGUUUGCAUGCAUUACUACUUCAGUACGAACACGAACGAGAAUUCCUAUAUCGUCCUGGGUGAUAUGAGUGGAUCUGUCGCAAUCAUGGCCUUUAAUCCUACGGACAGAGGACCUUUCAAGCAAAAUACUGCACACGACAUGAUCAGUCUGCGUUACAGCAACGUUAUUAAAGGAGAGCUGCGAGGUUUCGACAUCACAGAGUUCAAGAACAUACAUACAAACUGGACGAGCCAGGUGGCUUAUUACGGAAGCUUACGAGCUUUCGUGUCGAGCAGCCAAUGCUCCGAUUGCUCCUUGUGCGUUUUCGACGCGAGCGGAGCGAGGACGCGGUACAUAUUCCAAGUUCCCAUGGGAAUAUCCUGCUUCACGCUCUGCGACGAGAGUCGCGUACUGGUGACGGGUGGUCCAGACUGCGUGGUGCGCGUUUGGAAUCCGUUUUUCCCCGGAAAGGCAAACGCCGUUCUGUCGGGGCACCGCUCGACCAUCUGCGCCCUUGUCGUGAUAGACGCCGGCGAGCGGAUUUAUUCCCUGUCGAAAGACAGAUGCGUAAAAGUGUGGGACGUCCCGUCUUUUAGCUGCAUUCAGACGUACAACCGAUUGCCGCACGAGCUGAGUGAAUACACUCCUAUGACCAUAGUGUUCAACACGCUGACCCGUACGAUGAUUAUUGCCAGCAUGAUGAUAGCCAUCCUCGUUUGCGAGCACGUAAUUAACGAGGAAUCCUCGGACGGCUACACGCAUACCAAGGGUGUCAGUUGCGUGCUCUAUAAUCAGCUCUUCGGUGUGAUUGUUUCCACGGGACUGGAUUCGUGCAUCAUCGUAUGGGAUCCGUGGCGCGGACGCCGUUUACGUUUGAUAUCGCACGCUCACAGUAUUAUACAAUACGGGCAACACGUCGACAUCGAGAUCACGGCGGCUUGCUUCGAUAAUUCGGAGCAAUUUGUAAUAACCGGCGCUAGAGACGGCUCAAUGAAAAUGUGGAACUACAAUCUCGGCGUCUGCGUACGCAAUAUAAUGGUCGAUUAUCAAUGCGAAAUAACGAACGUCUUCUGGUACGAAAAUCGAAUUCUGUGUUGCGGCUGGAAUAAACGCGUAACAGAAUUCGCAGCUUUCGAGUCUGACGUAUGCAAGAAGAAUUGGACGACCAGUCACACCGACGACAUUCUGUGCUCGGCUGCAAAACUGCCGCAGCUGGUAGCUACCGGAACGUACAACGGAGAACUGAUUCUCUGGAGGCUCGAAACGGGCCAGCCUUUCAGAAAGUACCAAGUGACCGAUGUUAGUCAAAGGUACACGAGAAAGACGGACGCGCAGAAAGAGUCCGGAAAAUCGGAUGAGAUCGGCAGAUCCUUGAAUCAGCAAAUUGAAAAAUUGACUCCGUGUGACCAUCAAGAGUCGGCGUUGAACAUCGUUCGCGUGAUCGCGGUACGCGCGAUGAUCUUUCUAACCGCGCGGGAAGCGAAACCGGACGUCGGCACGCUGCUGAUCGCCAUCGAUUCCGGCCUGGUGCAAGUGUGGACGCAUCAUCCCGCGGCGGGAUUUUUAGGCGCGUUCUCGGUCAUCCACACCGUCGGCGACUGCGCCACGUCUCUGGCUACCGAUCCUGAAAAUCAAUUUCUCGUAACAGGUCACAGCGUGGGGUACAUGAAAGUUUGGCUCCUCUCCAACUACAUGCUACCAAAUCCGCCGAAGGUGUGCAUGCCGCUGCUAAGAUUGGAAUUUCCAUUCUUGUGGAAAGACAAGAUAGACGGAAGGGCGAAGAGAGCGGUGCGAAAUCAAACGUUGCCGCUGCUGCUGUCGUCCGUGCGCGGUCACACGCGAGGAAUUACCUCUCUUCAGAUCAUUUCUAGCGCGCGAAUAAUAAUCAGCGGCAGUGCGGAUCGCACAGUACGUUUGUGGAGUUUCGGAGGUCGUUACAUAUCGACGCUGGGCACGUUUAGAGACUGGAUCCCGAUUCUGCCCACGGUGCCCGUGCAGAAGUACUUCGAGGAUUAUAAAAUUCCAGCGGACAUCAAGGGAUCCGCCAGUUCCACCACUUUGAAGGUACUUCACGGUGGCAUGAGGCGAAUACCGACGGAGAUCGAGGAGGAGGAGAUGGAUAUGCCGAAAGAAGUUCUCGAAGAGGAGCGACACAUGUUGUACGGGAAGGAAUUGGACAUUGUUGCGCUCACGACUUAUUACGAGUCACAGCUGCCUGAAAGAACGUAUCAGAAACAUCUGCGAUUAGACAAUACCUUGCCAUACAUACCGAUUUACACGCAUUUACCAACAUACUCUGUGAAUCCUAUCGAGAUGCAGAAAACACUUGGACAGAAAACGGAACUUGCGAAAAAUCUAUAUUCGAAAAGAGCAAUGAAACCACUGCACUCCUCCGCAAUGGAAACACCCAAUUAGAGCACUUCCACGAGAUGAAAUCUACCGCAAUGUUGAAUUCUCCAUGAACUGAAACUUAUAAAAUUCUGGCGAAAAAAAUGUUUGCAAUAACAAUAUAUAUUUUACACAUUAUAUAAUUGUAUAUAUAAAUCGAAAUUGGAUAUUUAGAUUACUCUCCGAUUAGUGAAACUCGUAUUCAUUAACAAUUAUUUUUAUU